Messenger RNA from Asparagus officinalis (garden asparagus), 858 nucleotides. RefSeq lists its product as uncharacterized. The transcript has a single exon. NCBI's taxonomy places the organism in Eukaryota, Viridiplantae, Streptophyta, Magnoliopsida, Asparagales, Asparagaceae. Bases 1 to 858 code for a protein of 285 amino acids. The record is from RefSeq and is a predicted model, not a curated record.
AUGUGUGGUAAGCUCAAAAUUUCUCAUCUCAUCUUUGCAGAUGACCUGCUGCUUUUUGCUAAAGGAGACCUUUAUUCCAUCCAAAAGCUAUAUCAAUGUGUGAAAGAUUUCAGUGAUACAGCUGGUCUGAAAGCUAACUUGGACAAAUGCUCUAUUUACUUUGGAGGGGUUGAUGAUUCUUCCAAAACAGAGAUUAAAAACUUCCUGGGUUUUUCAGAAGGUGUCAUUCCAUUCAAAUAUCUAGGGGUUACUCUCAUUUGCAAGAGGCUAACACAUGUGGAUUGCAAUCCAUUGCUGGAAAAUAUCUCAAAGCAGUUUCAGAAGUGGACAAGACAUAGCAACUUAUCAUAUGUAGGGAGGAUUCUAGUAAUCAAAAGUGUGAUAUUAGGUGUUCAAAACUAUUGGACAUCAAACUUCAUACUGCCAGUUAAGGUAGUGAAGAGGAUUGAUGAAGUAUGCAGGCAAUUCUUGUUGAGGAAGUCUGAAAACUCUUUUAAAACUCCAUUGGUCUCAUGGGAUAAGGUAUGCUGUGGGAAAAAUCAAGGAGGUUUGGGAGUUUACUCUGCAUCUAUUUGGAACCUGGCUACUGCCAUGAGGAUCAUGUGGUAUAUUCAUGUCAACAAGAAAAUUUUAUGGGUGAAAUGGAUCCAUGGGAACUACUUAAAGCAUAGGGAUGUAUGGAAUUUCAAAGCAAAAAGAGGAGACUCUUGGAUGUGGAAGCAGCUACUCAAGUGUAGGGAUAAGGCUUUGAAUGAAGUUGGAGGUAUUGACAACUUGAAGCAAUUGCUUAGUGAUUGUUACAAAAACUCAAAAAUCAAGUUGUCAGCAGUAUACACAUCAUUCUCCCCUGUCACUUGA